Molecule: messenger RNA, 2901 nt
Organism: Lipotes vexillifer (Yangtze River dolphin)
Lineage: Eukaryota; Metazoa; Chordata; Mammalia; Artiodactyla; Lipotidae
Gene: ANPEP
Product: alanyl aminopeptidase, membrane
Exons: 20
Coding region: 4-2901 (965 amino acids)
Biological process (GO): peptide catabolic process; proteolysis
Cellular component (GO): plasma membrane; cytoplasm
Molecular function (GO): metalloaminopeptidase activity; zinc ion binding; peptide binding
Source: RefSeq, a predicted model, not a curated record
ACCAUGGCCAAAGGAUUCUACAUAUCCAAGGCCCUGGGCAUCCUGGGCAUCCUCCUGGGCGUGGCAGCCAUAGCCACUGUCAUCGCUCUGUCUGUGCUGUAUGCCCAGGAGAAGAACAAGAAUGCCGGGUACGCCACCACCGUGGCCCCUACGAGCCCCGCGACCACCAUCACUGCGGCCACCACCUUGGACCAGAGCAAGCCGUGGAACCGAUACCGCCUACCCACGACACUGUUGCCCGACUCCUACAAAGUGACACUGAGGCCCUACCUCACUCCCAAUGAGAAUGGCCUGUAUAUCUUCAAGGGCAGAAGCAUCGUCCGCUUCAUCUGCAAGGCCCGCACUGACGUCAUCAUCAUCCAUAGCAAGAAGCUCAACUACACCACAAUCCAGGGGCACAUGGUGGUCCUGCGGGGCGUGGGGGCCUUCUCGGCCCCCGACAUCGACAGGACCGAGCUGGUAGAGCCCACGGAGUAUCUGGUGGUACACCUCAAGGGCUGGCUGGAGGCAGGCAGAAUGUAUGAGAUGGAGAGUGAAUUUCAGGGGGAGCUGGCCGACGACCUGGCAGGCUUCUACCGCAGCGAGUACAUGGAAGGCAAUGUCAAAAAGGUGGUGGCCACGACACAGAUGCAGUCUACAGAUGCCCGGAAAUCCUUCCCGUGCUUUGACGAGCCGGCCAUGAAGGCCACAUUUAACAUCACCCUCAUCUACCCCAAGGAACUCACGGCCCUGUCCAACAUGCCGCCUAAAGGUCCCAGUGUCCCGUUUCCAGAAGACCCCAACUGGAGGGUCACUGAGUUCAAAACCACGCCUGUAAUGUCCACAUACCUUCUGGCCUACAUCGUGAGCGAGUUCACGAGUGUGGAGACAAUGGCACCCAACAACGUCCAGGUCCGGAUCUGGGCUCGGCCUAAUGCAACUGCAGAGAACCAUGGCAGUUAUGCCCUGAACGUGACAGGUCCCAUCCUAAACUUCUUUGCCAAUCAUUUUGAUACACCCUACCCACUCCCAAAAUCUGACCAGGUUGCCUUGCCCGACUUCAACGCCGGUGCCAUGGAGAACUGGGGGCUGGUGACCUACCGGGAGAACUCGCUGCUGUUUGACCCACAGGCCUCCUCCAGCAGCAACAAAGAGCGGGUUGUCACUGUGAUUGCUCACGAGCUGGCCCACCAGUGGUUUGGGAACCUGGUGACCCUGGCCUGGUGGAAUGAUCUUUGGCUGAACGAGGGCUUUGCCUCCUACGUGGAGUACCUGGGUGCUGACUAUGCAGAGCCCACCUGGAACCUGAAAGACCUCAUGGUGCCGAACGAUUUGUACCAUGUGAUGGCUGUGGACGCGCUGGCCUCCUCCCACCCCCUGACCACCCCUGCCGAGGAGGUCAACACACCCGCCCAGAUCAGCGAGAUGUUUGACUCCAUCUCCUACAGCAAGGGAGCCUCGGUCAUCAGGAUGCUUUCUGAGUUCCUGACUGAGGACCUGUUCAGGAAGGGCCUGGCGUCCUACUUGCAUGCCUUUGCCUAUCAGAACACCACCUACCUGGACCUGUGGGAACACCUGCAGAUGGCUGUAAACAAUCAGUCGACCGUCAGGCUGCCAGACACCGUACGUGCCAUCAUGGACCGCUGGACCCAGCAGAUGGGCUUCCCUGUCAUCACUGUGGACACCAAGACAGGGAGCAUCUCCCAGAAGCACUUCCUCCUUGACCCCGAGUCCAAAGUCACCCGCCCCUCAGUGUUCAACUACCUGUGGAUUGUUCCCAUCUCAUCUAUCAGAAAUGGCAACCUGCAGGACCACUACUGGCUGCAGGGCAACUCAACAGCCCAGCAUAAUCUGUUCAAAACCAGACCAGAAGAGUGGGUCCUGCUUAACGUCAACGUGACGGGCUAUUACCAGGUGAACUACGAUGAGGACAACUGGAGGAAGAUUCAGAAUCAGCUGCAGAGAAGACCACUGACCAUCCCUGUCAUCAAUCGGGCACAGGUCAUCUACGACAGCUUCAACCUGGCCAGUGCCCGUAUAGUCCCUGUCACCCUGGCGCUGAACAACACCCUCUUCCUGAACAACGAGAGAGAGUACAUGCCCUGGCAGGCCGCCCUGAGCAGCCUGAGGUACUUCAAGCUCAUGUUCGACCGAUCCGAGGUCUACGGCCCCAUGAAGAAUUACCUCAGGAAUCAGGUUGAACCCCUCUUCCUAUAUUUUGAAAAUCUCACCAAAAACUGGACUGAGCGCCCAGAAAGCCUGAUGGACCAGUACAAUGAGAUUAAUGCCAUCAGCACUGCCUGCUCCAAUGGGCUGCCUAAGUGUGAGGAGCUGGCCAAGAACCUUUACAACCAGUGGAUGGAGAACCCCCAAAAUAACCCGAUCCACCCCAACCUGCGGUCCACCAUCUACUGCAACGCCAUCGCCCAGGGCGACCAGAAAGAGUGGGACUUCGCCUGGAGGCAGUUACAACAAGCCCAACUGGUUAAUGAAGCUGACAAACUCCGCUCAGCGCUGGCCUGCACCAACCAGGUCUGGCUCCUGAACAGGUACCUGAGUUACACCCUGAACCCAGACCUCAUCCGGAAGCAGGAUGCCACCUCCACCAUUAACAGCAUUGCCAGCAACGUCCUCGGGCAAUCUCUGGCCUGGGACUUUGUCCAGAGCAACUGGAAGAAACUCUUUCAGGAUUACGGCGGUGGUUCCUUUUCCUUCUCCAACCUCAUCCAGGCUGUGACCCGAAGAUUCUCCACUGAGUUAGAGCUGCAGCAGCUGGAGCAGUUCAAGAAGAACAACAUGGAUGUAGGCUUCGGCUCAGGCACCCGAGCUCUGGAGCAAGCCCUGGAGAAGACCAGAGCCAACAUCAAGUGGGUGAAGGAGAACAAGGAGGUGGUGUUAAAGUGGUUCACAGAACACAGCUAA